Alnus glutinosa is the source of this 2198-nucleotide messenger RNA. RefSeq names its product pentatricopeptide repeat-containing protein At3g29230-like. The transcript has a single exon. The record is from RefSeq and is a predicted model, not a curated record. Gene Ontology annotation, biological process: RNA modification. Gene Ontology annotation, molecular function: RNA binding; protein binding. NCBI's taxonomy places the organism in Eukaryota, Viridiplantae, Streptophyta, Magnoliopsida, Fagales, Betulaceae. Bases 330 to 1856 code for a protein of 508 amino acids.
AAUUAGCUCAUCCUUCUUCCUUGUCAAACGACAAACCUUAAUCUUCCUCUCGUCUCUCUCCAUACCAAAAGAUCAAUCACGCAAGCCACACAACAAACCACAAUCAAUCAACCCCAUGAUAAGAGGAGUCUCAGCAACAAGAAGAGAAGCCAGGUGUUAUUGGGUAUGUGUUGAAGGCACGUCAUAAAAGGAGGCGAGGGACAAGACGAUGGGGAAGGCUAAGAAGCUUGGAGAGGCAAACAGAUAUGCAAUUGUAGGGUCAAGCGGUCAAGCCUUGUCGUCGAUUGCUUCGUUGAGGUGCCUGAUUCCCCACUAAGAUAUGCAAUGAAAUGGCUUUCUUGGCCUGCAAGUUCAGCCUGUCGACGGUGCCUGAUUCCCCACUAAGUUGGAAUAAGAAUAUUAAGGAACAAGUGCUCAAGGGCAAUGCAAGGAAAGCAAUUCUAACUUAUACAAACAUGCAGGAACUUGGUUGCAGAGCUGAUAACUAUACAUUUCCCAUUCUACUUAAAGCGGCAGGAGACCUUUCUGGGUCUUGCAUUGGGUUCCCACUCCACGGACAGACAAUAAAAACUGGCUUCUGUAACCAUGUUUUUGUCCAAACUGCCUUGCUUAACAUGUAUUCCUCUCUAGGAUUCGUUGGUGAUGCUUGUAAAGUGUUUGAUAAUAUGCCUGUGAAAGAUGUGGUUGCUUGGAAUUCCAUGUUAGAUGCAUAUGUGUCUAGUGGCCAGAUGGGUACUGCAGUGGAGCUUUUUGAUUCCAUGCCUUUAAAGGACCUCACAUCUUUCAAUAUCAUGGUCUCUGGGUAUGCAAGUAUGGGAAGAACAGCAUCUGCUAGAAUUAUCUUUGAUAAGAUUCCUGUGAAAGAUGCUGUCUCGUGGAACUCUAUGAUACUGGCGUAUACCAAUGCUGGAGAUAUGGUUGAAGCACAUAGAUUAUUCAAGGGGAUGCCAGCAAAAAAUGUUAUAACAUGGAACACAAUGGUGAGAGGCUACAUACGCAAUCAACUUUACGCUGAGGCUGUUGAUCUUUUUGAUGAAAUGCAGGCUGGAAAUGUAAAGCCUGAUUUUGUAACGAUGGUUGCUGUUUUAUCUGGCUGUGCUUAUCUGGGUUCUCUUGAAAGAGGCACUAAAAUACACAUUUAUGCUAAAGAUCACUGCCUUGAGUACGCAAGCCUUCAUGUCACAACAGCAUUGAUAGUCAUGUAUGCCAAGUGUGGAAGCAUACUGAACGCCUUACAGGUAUUCUUUAAAUCCCAAGUUAAGGAUAUUUACUGCUGGAAUGCCAUAAUCUCUGGACUCGCUCUCCAUGGCUAUGGCUAUGCUGCUCUCAAACUAUUUGACAAGAUGAGAGAGAGCUGCAUAAGGCCUGAUGACAUUACCUUCAUUGGCCUACUUAGUGCUUGCAGCCAUGCAGGAUUGGUGGAAGACGGAUGCCGAUUAUUUGAUUGCAUCGAAAAGGACUUUGGGAUCACUCCCAAGAUAGAGCACUAUGGCUGCAUGGUUGAUCUGCUCAGCAGAGCCAAGCUUCUUGACCGUGCAUUUCAGCUCAUCCAAGCCAUGCCAUAUGAACCGGGGGAGUCUAUCUUGGGUGCUUUGCUUAGUGCCUGUGUCACUCAUCGAGACCUUGACACGGGGGAGAAAGUAAUGAAGCUCUAUUUUGGCAGGGCUUGUCAGUUUAGUGAUGGGGAGUUUAUGAUGUUUGCUAACUUGUAUGCAUCAUGUGGUAAAUGGGAGGAAGCAAAGAGAUGGAGAGACAAGAUGAAUGGCUCGAGCAUUGCUAAGACUGCUGGAUGCAGUAUGAUCGAAGUUAACGGAAGGUUUCAUAAGUUUUUGGCCGGGGAAAAUGGCAUUGACUAAUAGUCUAUUUAGGUUUGUGAUUUCAAAACGUAGGAUUAAAAAAUAGCGAUUUGAAAACGUGAAUUUUUAAAACACAGUUAAGCGUUAAGUAAAAUCGUAAUUUUUUAGCUUUUAAAAUUAUACAUUUUUAAAACGAUUUUACGUUUUCAAAUCACAAUUUUUUAAAAAGCGCAUUUCCAAACGAUAUAUAAGACUUUGAGCAAAGAGAUGUGCUUUAGCAGCUUCUGAAUGUAGUUAGAGUUGAGUACAUAUAUUUUUUGUAAUUUGAAUUGAUUUAAAUUAAUAUUGUAUCGCUCCCUUCACGUGCGAGACCAGACAAUACAAAAACUAUUUUGACUGAAA